Messenger RNA from Cercospora beticola, 390 nucleotides. RefSeq names its product DUF4267 domain-containing protein. NCBI's taxonomy places the organism in Eukaryota, Fungi, Ascomycota, Dothideomycetes, Mycosphaerellales, Mycosphaerellaceae. The record is from RefSeq and is a predicted model, not a curated record.
AUGUCUAUCUCACAAUCGAACUGGAUUCGCUAUGUCUGCGGAGCUUUUGGCGCAAUCUUCAUCGGCUUCGGAAUCAACUGUUUGGUCAACCCAGUCCUAGCUCUGUCCUUCUUCGAGCUCUCCUACUCGGACUUGCCAGAUCAGAGAAUGUUCGCCGACGCCAUGCUCAUGGCAUAUGGCUAUCGAGAUUGCUUCAUGGGAUUCGCAAUGUUGGCACCAGCAUACUAUGGAAGCCCAAAAGCCCUAGGCUGGAUCAUGUUGGCAGCAAGCAGUGUCGCCGCCGUAGACGGCUGGGUCUGCUACUCGAUCGUCGGAGCUGGAGAAAUGAACCAUUGGGGCUACGCGCCCAUGUUGGCUAUAGUCGGCGCUCCGUUGAUUGCAGGCCUUUGA